AGUCUCUCCUUUGAUACGUUCAACGAGGAAGUCAAGUGGCUGGAGAUUCCAGGUGAAGCCGAGGGCAAGGUCCCAGGGGUCUACGUGAUUGGACUCAGCCGGCGCGACCACCAUGGUCAGUUUCUCAACAUUUUGGAAACUGAAAAGCUCAUCCGUGGGCUUCAGAACUACAUCGAUGGGUACCGAGCCCUUGACAGACAUCGCUGUCGCGUUCAACUCCAGGUGGCGACACAAGGCAACCUCACCGCCCAAGACAAGGAGCGGAUCUCCUGGGUGUUCAAGGUUGAUGGCUUCCCCGGAGAUGUUUCGCUCCAUGGAUCUAUUCCCGAGGCCAAAUUCGUCGAAUCAGACGACGACGUGACGAACAUUGAGGCGCUCAUGAAAUCAUUCCAACGACGAUGCGACGUUACGCUGGAUCCCUCCAAGGAGAUCCGACAGAGGCAAAGCCCAAUCUACGUUGGAUGUUCGUCCGACCUAAGAGAGCGCACGAGCGACGACUCGCUCAAGGACCUGAGUGGACUGAACAAACCCCUCGCCCUGACAGUCAACAUCCUCUCAGCUCUUGAUCUCCCCGUCAACUUGACAGUUCAGGUUGCGCUACGGAUCUGGGAAUCGGACCAACUCCCCGUUGCGGAACAGCUGGUCGCAACGCUUGCCUCCUCGCUCGUGUACCAACAUGGGUUCAACGACACGGAAGCCGGUGGCACCGCAGGGUCGACGGUAACUGCAAGUUCUCUCCAGGCCGCUCGUGAGCUCAUCCUGUGUCACAACGAGACCAUGAGCGAGAACAUCGAAAAGACUAUUGCCGAUAUGGAGAAGCGCCUCGAAAUCAUCAAAGUACUGGAAAGAUCCAUGGACAUGGCCCCAAAUCUGGAAGCCGAGAUUGUCUCCAUGACUGAUGAACUCGCCGAUCAA
Molecule: messenger RNA, 915 nt
Organism: Ilyonectria robusta
Lineage: Eukaryota; Fungi; Ascomycota; Sordariomycetes; Hypocreales; Nectriaceae
Exons: 1
Source: RefSeq, a predicted model, not a curated record